CCGGUCAGAGCCCGUUCCGUUCCGAAGCGAUUCCGGUGUUCCGGAGACCGGAGAGGCGGUCGAGACCGGAGACCUGAGACCCGGAGACCUGAGACCUGAGACUCCAUUUUUGGGCCAUGGCCUUUGGACCGAAGGCCGGCUUUAUCCUGUGCCUGGUGCUGAUCACGGUGUGGCUGAGCUAUUCGCUGAAUGGCCUCAUCGAAAGGUGGAACCCCAGCCCGCGGCUGACCUGGGGCUUGGUCUCCCGAGGAUUUGGCUUGGUCUACAUCAUCGUCUUGGGCUCCUUCCACCCGCAGGUGGUGCCCCUCUGUGGGCGCCGCGGGGUGACGCCCGUGGCCCAGCUGCUGCAGCAAGCGCAGAAGGACUACCCCGGCUUCAAGAAGCUGCUAUACUUCCCGACUUGGCUCUGGUUGGAUGCCAGCGACACGGCGUUGCGGUUGACCACGCUGAGUGGCAUCCUUGGUGGUGUGCUGGGCAUCUAUGGCGGCACGGUGGGGUGGUGGGGCCUGGUGCUGGCGCGCUUGGCCUUGCAGUCGGUGGCCGUCACAGGAGAGUUCUGGUUCGUUUGGGACUACAUGGUCUUUGAGGCCGGUGCCUUGGUCCUGCUGCUGCCUGAGACCUUACCCUUGAGCACGGGGAGUCUGGGCGCUUCAAACCUGCCCGUGCCCUGUGUGGCACUGGCGUGGCAGGCCCUUGCCAUCCGCCUCAUGUUGGGCUUCGCCAAGACCAAGUUCAGUGAAUCUGAUGUGGCCAAGGACAACCUCUUCCUUCAAGGCUUCUUCAUUUGGCAACUCCUUCCAAACCACUUGGCCUGGUUUCUGCAUCACGCGCCCCUCUGGUUGCUGCGCGCGUCUUAUGGCUUCAUGCUCUAUGUGGAGGCGAUCUUGCCCUUUUGCUGCUUCCUCUCGGGCGCUCCGCGCUUUGUGGGCGCGUGGGGUCUCAUCAUCCUCAUGCUGGGGAUCUUCAUGACGGGGAACUGGGGGCAGUUUAAUCUCGGCUACAUCAUCGUUUGCGUGGGGCUCUUGGAUUUGAACAUCUCUUGGUCCAUGUUCUUCGCGCAGAGUUGGCUCUUGCCACCCCUGAUGGCAGUCUACCUCUUCAUCGGCUUCAUCUGCUUGUGCCUCUUCGACACUUGGACGAACACCGCCUGGGCCUGGUUCUCCUGGGAACUCCUUCCCAUCUUCCAGCUGCACGGCUUGUUGGGGCUGGUCCGCUUUGUGUCUCCCUGGCGGCUGAUCAAUGCUUAUGGCGUCUUCCCACCCGAGGCACUCCCACAGGUCCGAAGUACCGUGGUCUUCGAGGGCAGCUACGACGGCUCCACUUGGAAGAUGUACCCCUACAAGUACCAGCCCCACAAGGCCUCCAGCCCGCCGUGCACCUUCUUGGCGCCCCACCAUCCUCGCUUGGAUCAUCGGGUGUUCUAUCCCUUCGAGAUGACCAGCAAGAGUGACCUGUGCAGCGCCUACUGCAUCAACGAUCACAAUCCUUACUGCUACACUCCAGAGGGUUUCAUGCAGCGGAUGCAGCAGCGUCUGUUGGAGGGUGCUCCGGAGGUCUUGAGUCUCUUCGCCGCGAAUCCCUUCCCAAACAAGCCUCCAGCGCAAGUGAGGGUGGUGAUCAAAGGCGUGAGCCCCACCAGCUUGGAGGACCACAAAGCCACGGGGAACUGGUGGUACGUGCAAGAGCUCUGUGAGGUGAUCGCUCCACGUCGGCUGGAUGAAACCGUGUGGGAUCGCUGGGUGCCAUGUCCCGAAGCCUUCCACCCGGAGCACGACAUUUGGAGAGCCCGGGCCGCCACCUUGGAGGCCCUCCGUACGCCUGCACCCGACGCGGCCACAGUGGAGGCGGCCACGGCGGGGCUACCUGAGGAGGAGGUGGCCUCCUUUUGGCGCGACUUCGUGCCGGAGGCCCAAAAGUCUCGGGGCGACUGGCCCACGUUGUGGUCGCGGUCCCAGGCAAUCGCAGCGCGCUUCGGCCGCAAGAGCUUGGCCGUCUACGAGCGCAUGGUGGGGCGCUAUGUGCUGUUGCUGCGGAGCAGCGUGACGAAUGAGAUCAUCCGUGACGUGGGAUUAGACACGCUGAUGGGAAAUUGGCGCUUGCACCUGCUCUUCCAUGACGCCAUUCUGGAAGGCAAGGCGGCCUAUGUUGAGACCUUGAAGUCUCCUCAGUCCUUAGUGGAGCGGGCCAAGCGCAUGGACGACGCGCGGCUCUUGGACCUCAUCGGUUUGUUGCGGCCGGACGACCUGCGCUUCGAGGACCUGAAGUUCCGCUACGUCCGGGACUUGAAGCAACGCCCCGACCGGCGUGGCUUCAUCACCAACGUCCUCGAGAUGGACAAGGGUGGUUUCUAUUCGAUGCUGAAGUUCCUUUUGGCGCAGCAGCCCUUGACCCCCUUGUGGCUGCCCAAGGCGCGGCUCUUGGACUCAGGUGCCUGGGCGGUGGAAGGUUACGAGGAGCAAAAGAAAGCACCUGGAAACCCGCUGACAGAGCCCAUGUUGAAAUGACAGGAGGCCCAGAAGUCCGAGAAGCCACUUUACCGAGCAAGAGUGGUGCUGCUUGCUCGUGGAAAAAGAUGAGCUUGGGGCGCCUUUGGGACCAACAAUCAAGCGCUGUAAAGAGAGAAUCCACGUGAUGCAAACCGCACAACCUCUCCCGCAGCCAUUUGUAGUUGUGUAGCCGUGUAGGCUCGGUUGUUUUUAUGUUUUUUCAGGCUGCAAACAUGUCCCACCACCAGUUCUGCUUCCAACAGGUCGGUGGUCGUUGCAAGCCCUUGGGUGCUGGAGAGAUCGUGCCAGGAAUCGCGCCAGCCACCCCUGAACAGAUCCGGGCCUCGCAGCAACGGCGGGCGGAGCAACGGCGGGCACUCAAGGAGCAGUGUAAUUACGGUGCUUGGACUGGUUGCGACGUUUGGCGGAGGUGAAUGUUGUUGUGCCAGGGAUUGGCGUGUCAGCAGCCGAGGUUUUUCAAGGUCUGGGAUUGCGAAACUGCUUGGCCGGGAUCCGGGCCUCGCAGCAACGGUGGGCGCUGGAGCCGGAGCAACGGCGGGCACUCAAGGAGCAGAGAAGCAAAGCACGCCAGGAACUGGACUGGAAGGCGGUCAAAGAAUUUCUUGACUUGCACCAGUUCAGCGACGAGAAUGAUGCAGCUACUCUCCAAAUUUGGCGCCACCUGUGCUCCAGUUCGCUGGGCCGGCAGCGAAGCUUCGCUAGUGUCCGGUGCUGGUGCAUUAGAGGGGACGCGCUUUUAAAUUACUAUAUAGAGGAGGCUGGCAGUGGAACACAUUUGGAC
Messenger RNA from Durusdinium trenchii, 3288 nucleotides. The record is from the annotation of a GenBank genome assembly. Lineage: Eukaryota; Dinophyceae; Suessiales; Symbiodiniaceae.